Molecule: messenger RNA, 1484 nt
Organism: Juglans microcarpa x Juglans regia
Lineage: Eukaryota; Viridiplantae; Streptophyta; Magnoliopsida; Fagales; Juglandaceae
Exons: 5
Coding region: 280-1356 (358 amino acids)
Cellular component (GO): chloroplast
Source: RefSeq, a predicted model, not a curated record
CUACGGGACAUUUACCGGCUGAGCAUGUAAGUUUUGGGCAGCCGAAACGUCCACAAAUAAUCCCGUACAGUGCGCGCGCGUCUGUGGCCUCCACACGACUUUCUAGAUUCUGGCUGGGAUUUUCCGGUCGAUUCUCAGGGUUGUGAAAUGGUGACAAAUUCCUCCUAUCGAAAGGUCUGGCUCCUGCUCUUGGUCAUAAAUAUUGCUUAUUGCUAGCUAAUUAUGACCGUAUGACAAGUCCUCUUGCCAAAAGGGAAAUUGCUUUGAAAAGAGGAAUACAUGGAUUUUUUUCUUAAUGGAAUGAAUGAUGAGGCAUCUGAAUGCCCCUUUAGUGAGAAGGAGAUUAAAAAAUGUCCAUUUUUGAGGAAUAUCAACAAACCCACUUGCUUUUCCUUCUCUUCAGUGAAUAUCCUUGCUCCUGGCUGGGGAGCCAAAGGCCCAAUAUUUGAAGAUGGUCCCAAUUUUGAUAUGGCAUUUAGGCUCUUUCAUGGGAAGGAUGGGGUUGUCCCACUCUUGGGGAGAUCUAACAUUCAUGGUGAGAUUCCAGAAGCUGAGCCUGCACCUCAGUUCAACCCUUUAGCAGUGAAAGCGGCCACAAUAAGUUUGUCGGCAUUUGGUUUUGGAGGACCAUUCAGCUUUGGUAACUUCUCUGAGAAACGAAAGCAGCAGAAGAAGUCUGAGCCAUCCCGCGAAAGGGAACCCCCUUCUGAGAAAGGAAAUUUAUCAAACCACGAGGCGCUGGGAAAUGAGUGGUUAAAAACAGGAAACUGCCCAAUUGCCAAGUCCUACAGAGCAGUCAGCCAUGUCCUUCCACUUGUGGCAACAGCACUUCGGCCACCACCUGGUAUGAAGUUUAAAUGCCCUCCAGCAGUAGUUGCUGCAAGGGCAGCCCUGGCCAGGACUGCCCUUGUUAAAACAUUGCGCCCUCAGCCACUACCUGAAAAAAUGCUAGUAAUAGCUGUCUUAGGCAUGGCUGCUAAUGUGCCCUUGGGUGUAUGGAGGGAGCAUACUCAGAAGUUCUCACUAUCUUGGUUUGCAGCAGUGCAUGCGGCUGUGCCAUUCAUAGCCAUGCUCAGGAAGUCUGUAAUGAUGCCCAAAACAGCUAUGGCAUUGACAAUUGCAGCUUCUAUCCUGGGGCAGGUUAUUGGCUCAAGAGCUGAGCGGCUCCGGCUUAAAGGAGUGGCUGAGAGGGGAAGGGUAACAGCUCAAAUAGAAACUGCAAAUGAAGUCAUAGGUUAUGAUUCCAGCCAGGUUGAUGGCAUCACAGGUGGUCAUUGUGGUUCAGAAGGACUCAAGUACAGCACACUGCCUGUAAAAAAUGACGGGCCAAGUUCAUCGGCAAGUACGUGUUUCUGAUUGUUACUUCGUGAGCUGGGUUUUGAAUAAAAUAAAGUGUGUUCAGUAUUGCUGCCAUGCAAUGGAAGAAAUGGAAGAAUUGAACGUUAAAGAUUUACCCUUUAGUAAUACAUGCUAUUUAACUAUAA